UUGUGCCUAUUUUGCGCAUGUUUUUCUACAGCUAUUCCUCUCCUCUAGUAAUAAUAGUCGAACGGCUCUGGUUUCUCUUGCGCCCGGCCCAGUUUUUCCGUUUUAGCUUAGUUGUCAUAGGCUGUGCUGCCGCUUUCUGGGAAAGGACGUUCCUAACAAAAAUCGAGCAACGCCACGUCGCACAAACAGGACAGGAGGGGAGAGGGGUGUGUGCGCGCGCGUGCUGUCCCCAAAUGGAUGAGAAAUAAGGGAAAGGAGGGGCUGGCGACCGUGUGAUGAAGUAACACUGCUAGGCCCGGGACUAGUCGGGCUCCGGCCUCGGGUCUGGAGGGACAAGGUUGGGGGCCGGGUGGCAGACGCGGCUUCUGGUCUUCCCCCAGCGCGAGGGUCGUGGCGGGAAGCGGGGACAGGGCGCGCGCUCGGAGCCUUCUCCCCGCCCCGCCCCGCCCCAGGGUCUUCCUCCCCCAGAAUUCGGAGCGGCCCCUCCUCCAGGCCAGGCUCGCCGCGGGGCGCUGAGCAGGCCGGGACACCGCGGCCGAGGUUAUCGUUAGGCAUCUCCCAGGCGACCGGCUCCGCAGCAAGAUGGCGGACGAGAAAGACAGGGAAGAGAUAAUAGUAGCAGAAUUUCACAAAAAAAUCAAGGAAGCAUUUGAAGUGUUUGACCAUGAGUCGAAUAAUACAGUGGAUGUGAGAGAGAUUGGAACAAUUAUCAGGUCAUUAGGAUGCUGCCCUACUGAAGGAGAGCUGCAUGAUCUGAUUGCAGAGGUAGAAGAAGAAGAACCCACUGGAUACAUUCGAUUUGAAAAAUUUCUUCCGGUGAUGACGGAAAUACUACUAGAAAGGAGAUACAGACCAAUUCCAGAAGAUGUCCUUCUUCGAGCUUUUGAGGUUUUAGAUUCAGCUAAACGUGGGUUUCUUACUAAGGACGAACUGAUCAAGUAUAUGACUGAAGAAGGUGAGCCUUUUUCUCAAGAGGAAAUGGAAGAAAUGUUGUCUGCUGCAAUUGAUCCAGAAUCAAAUUCAAUUCAUUACAAGGACUAUAUAACAAUGAUGGUGAUAGAUGAAAAUUAAAUGUUCUAAAGAUAAUUUCUAGUUGAAAGGACAAUUUUAGAAAUUGUUUCUCCUUGUUAAUUUCACAUCUAAGAUAAGAGAAUCUAAGGAAUCUUAGGAUUCCUGUAUGUGAUAUUUAAUACCUUGUGACAUAACUAUUUUAAGAUACUUUGUUUUUAAAGAUGAUCAUAACACUUUAAAACAAAUUUAGUAUAUCUAGCCUUACAGAAUGAUAAAUUACUAUUUAUUUAAAAACUAUUCUUAAAACAUUUUAACAUUAGAAUUGCUAUUUUAUGUAAUAAAACUCAAGUAACCUUCAAAUUAAUUAAGCUGACAAAAUGAAAAUGACUGUAAUGACCCAAGGUUUGGCAUAUAAAGAUCUUAAGAGGGGGCAGAAUGACCAACGAUUGACAGUGAGUAGCAAUAUAAUGAAGGCUUCCUUUUUCAACAAUAACAAACGCUUCAUCAAUCUGAGUGUGGAAGGAGAUUUAUCAAAAUAAAUAUUAAUUGAUUUUU
Piliocolobus tephrosceles (Ugandan red Colobus) is the source of this 1566-nucleotide messenger RNA. It is a transcript of the gene DRC8, whose product is annotated as dynein regulatory complex subunit 8. The record is from RefSeq and is a predicted model, not a curated record. Bases 583 to 1071 code for a protein of 162 amino acids. The transcript has 8 exons. Gene Ontology annotation, molecular function: calcium ion binding. Lineage: Eukaryota; Metazoa; Chordata; Mammalia; Primates; Cercopithecidae. Gene Ontology annotation, cellular component: sperm principal piece.